UAAAAGCAUAAUAAUUUAGUGGAAUUUGAGGGGAUUUUCUUUUGUAUGCAAGUCAAAGCCUUCUCUUUCUUUCUUUCUUUCUUUCUUUCUUAAGAGGGUUUGAUUUAAAGAAUGAAUCUUGGUGAUGAAAAAGGUGUAAAGGUGGAAACUUUACAUGUUACUAGAUCAAAAAUGAACAAAAACAAGAUAAAAAAGAAGAAGAAAAAUGAUGAAGAUUUUGUUGGAUGUUGGAAUAAAUGGGGAUUUAUUGGCAGCUGUGUUUCUUCAAGAUCUAAAGUUGAUAGCUCCACAAGUGGCAUAAGUAGUCACUUUGAAAUUAAGUCAACUAAUAAUGUUAGUAAAGAUCAACCUACAACGAGUAACAGUGAAAACAAUUUGCCUACUUUGACCCCUGCGGAUGAACUUAAAGUUGCUUCUAGACUUCGUAAAUUCGGUUUCAAUGAUCUUAAAUUGGCGACUCGGAACUUUAGACCCGAAAGUCUUCUUGGUGAAGGGGGUUUCGGGUGUGUAUUCAAAGGAUGGAUUGAAGAGAAUGGAACUGCACCGGUGAAACCGGGGACUGGACUUACGGUCGCUGUCAAAACUCUGAAUCAUGAUGGGCUCCAGGGUCAUAAAGAGUGGCUGGCAGAAGUAAACUUUCUUGGUGAUCUUGUUAAUCCAAAUUUGGUUAAAUUGAUCGGUUACUGCAUUGAAGAUGAUCAACGAUUGCUAGUAUAUGAGUUUUUGCCUCGAGGGAGCUUGGAAAAUCACUUGUUCAGAAGAUCAUUGCCUCUUCCAUGGUCCAUCAGGAUGAAAAUUGCUCUUGGUGCAGCAAAGGGUCUUGCUUUUCUUCAUGAAGAAGCCAAAAGACCUGUGAUUUAUCGUGAUUUUAAAACCUCUAACAUUUUGUUAGAUGCGGAAUACAAUGCCAAACUGUCUGAUUUUGGUCUUGCUAAAGAUGGCCCAGAGGGUGAUAAAACUCACAUAUCUACUCGAGUCAUGGGAACUUACGGUUAUGCCGCUCCAGAAUAUGUGAUGACAGGACACCUGAGCUCAAAAAGUGAUGUUUAUAGCUUUGGUGUUGUUUUACUUGAAAUGUUGACCGGGCGGAGGUCAAUGGACAAGAAGCGUCCAAAUGGGGAACACAAUCUUGUUGAAUGGGCCCGCCCGCAUUUAGGAGAGAGAAGACGGUUUUAUCGGUUGAUAGACCCUCGGUUAGAAGGUCAUUUCUCAAUAAAAGGAGCCCAAAAGGCUGCACAACUUGCAUCUCGUUGUCUUAGUCGUGAUCCAAAAGCCAGGCCUUUAAUGAGUGAAGUUGUUGACUGUCUUAAACCUUUGCCAGCCCUCAAAGACAUGGCAGGCUCGUCAUAUUACUUACAAACGGCUCAACCUGAACGUGCUGGAUCCAGUCCAGAUCCAAGCCGAACACGUGUUGCUUCUUUCUCAAGAAACGCAUCACAGAAUCCACGUACACUCUCAAUACCAAAUGCUUCACCUCGUCAUCAUCAAUUUCUGCAAGAUUCACCAAAGCCAAAUGGAAAGCAAUAACAAUGAGUACUUACCAGUGCUGCCAACUGUUUGUUUAUGGCACUCGGGUGUCGAAUUUGUAGUGUUGUGAUCAUUUUAGAGUGAGCAUGACAACCUCCUAUUCUGGGAGACUGUAAUUUAUGAUAAUGACAUUGGUUAUGUUGAUAUAGUAUGAUGAUAAAUCAAUUACAUUUGUUGAAAAUAGAUGUGAUGGCUUUCUGCCUUACCCUUUA
Molecule: messenger RNA, 1739 nt
Organism: Erigeron canadensis
Lineage: Eukaryota; Viridiplantae; Streptophyta; Magnoliopsida; Asterales; Asteraceae
Product: serine/threonine-protein kinase PBL34-like
Exons: 7
Coding region: 112-1527 (471 amino acids)
Biological process (GO): protein phosphorylation
Molecular function (GO): protein kinase activity; ATP binding
Source: RefSeq, a predicted model, not a curated record